GUAUUGUAUUUUGCAAAAAGUGCUGAAAUAACUGGAGUUCGUUCAGAGACCAUUUCUGUGCCACAAGAAAUAAAAGCAUUGCAGCUGUGGAAAGAGAUAGAAAGUCUACAUCCUGGAUUGGCUGAUGUUAGAAAUCAGGUGAUAUUUGCCGUUCGUCAAGAAUAUGUCGAGCUUGGAGAUCAGCUCCUCUUGCUUCAACCAGGAGACGAAGUUGCCAUUAUCCCCCCUAUUAGUGGAGGGUAGUACUUUUGAGUCAUUGAGGAAAGAGAUGGAUGAAGUGGAAGAGGAAUCUAAGGAUAUAAUAAAAUUUACUGCCGAGAAGCUUUCAGUAGAUGAAGUCUCACAGUUGGUGGUUUCUCCACUCUGUGGUGCAAUAUCCCUAUUUGUAGGAACUACAAGAAAUAACUUUGAAGGAAAAAAAGUCAUUAGUUUGGAAUAUGAAGCAUAUUUACCGAUGGCAGAAAACGAAGUCAGAAAAAUCUGUAGUGACAUUAGGGAGAAGUGGCCAGUCAAACACAUAGCCGUGUUCCAUAGACUCGGCUUGGUUCCAGUGUCAGAAGCAAGCAUAAUCAUUGCUGUGUCCUCAGCCCAUAGGGCUGCGUCCCUUGAAGCUGUGAGCUAUGCCAUUGACACUUUAAAAGCCAAGGUACCCAUAUGGAAAAAGGAAAUGUAUGAAGAGUCUUCAUCAUCUUGGAAAAGAAACAAAGAAUGCUUUUGGGCAACUCAUGAUUAGUCACUUAUAUUUUAAGAGCAUUCUAUCUUAAUUUGGUAAACUUUUAUCAUCGAUCACAUUUUGGUUUUUCUUCGCCAGGAACUGUGAUAGGUUACUGAAGCACUGUCUUACACCAAUGGAACAAAAGUAAGAAAAGUAAAUAAAUAAAUGGGUAUAUAGGAUAAGGAGUUAUUUAGGAACUAGGUCUCGAGGAAAGACCUUAGGGAAGAAAUGAGGUAAUUUCAAUAUGAAGAAAGACGUCUGUGGUAGACAUCUUCUUCUAUGAUUAAUUUCUAAGUGUGCUCAACUCACAUUGAGGUGUGGCCCCCUCCUUAUCACUCUCUCAAGAAAAGCCUCCCUAAUGCCCUAUCCUGAGUGCCCCAUGAUGAUGAUGUCAUUAGGAAUGCAUGAUGGGAACACUGACAAAACUGAAAGUAUAAAAAAAUCAUUAUCAGACUUGAUGUCAUGUAUUUUUCAGAACUUAUAUAUUUUUUUAAAAAUGCAUGAUUUAAAAAUUUUUAAAUAGUAGUCAAAAAAUUUUAUGAUUUCUAGCACUUCAGAAAAUAUAGGCUUACAAUAAUACUUUCUUUUGUAUUUUAUUCAUUAUCUGUCUAUCUAAAACAGCAUAAAAUUAUAAAACUAGCAACAGAAUGGUUUGUGUUAAAAUAUUAGUUGAUGUUUAAAAUGUAACCCACAACCUUUUGAAGAAAUUAUGUUAAGUAAGUUAAUUUAGGAAAAUACAUAUUUAUUAAAGUUUUUUCAGAUAGAUUUCCUUUUGAUUGUGUUACAUUAUCAUUAGUGAGGUCAUUAAUAAACACACUUUCUGCAAGAUUUUUAUAUGAAACAAUCAUGUAGUUUUUAAUUGGUCAACCAGUAUAUUACGUUGAUUGAUUGUGUAUGUAAGUCCCAUAUAGUUUUGGUUUUUUUUUAAUUUUCUUUCCUAUGCUGUUGAGACAUUCUUGACAAAUAAGAAUUGUAUGUUUUUAUAGUA
Messenger RNA from Tupaia belangeri chinensis (Chinese tree shrew), 1703 nucleotides. It is a transcript of the gene MOCS2, whose product is annotated as molybdenum cofactor synthesis 2. Gene Ontology annotation, molecular function: molybdopterin synthase activity. Gene Ontology annotation, biological process: Mo-molybdopterin cofactor biosynthetic process. Gene Ontology annotation, cellular component: molybdopterin synthase complex; cytosol. The record is from RefSeq and is a predicted model, not a curated record. The coding region runs from base 164 to 733 and encodes 189 amino acids. NCBI's taxonomy places the organism in Eukaryota, Metazoa, Chordata, Mammalia, Scandentia, Tupaiidae. The transcript has 6 exons.